AUGCAAGACUCUUCAAGUUCACCAUAUGUGCCAUGUGUGUGUGAUCCAUCUGUAGUAUGGCCAGACAGAGACACAUCAUCUUGGGGCGAUGAUUGUUUUGAACAAGGUUGCACUGCAUACAGUGCAUUAUUCUUUCUCAUAUUUCUUUUGCCAACGGCAGAAGGUAGUCGACGUAUUUGGAUGAAUCGUGCCAACUAUAGGAACACUGUAUUUAUCAGUAAUUUCCAGUUGACCUUUGGAUGUCUAUUGUUUACCAUCCGACAGAUCAUGAUGCUGGCCAAAGUCACCGAACCCAUCUCCUAUGCGGUACUCUUGACCUUUGGUUUCUCCUUUUUCUUUUCUGCCUAUCUCUUUAUCCUCAUGUCAUGGUGUGAAAUCAUUCGAUCCAUCAACUUUUCAAUCAUCAUUCAAAGAGUAUUCCCAAUCAUUAGAAUUGUUAUCAUUUCUCUAAAUGUUAUAUUAUUUGCUGGUUUUACUGUUAGUGUUAUUAUUUGGUGGCCAUACAAUGUAACCAAUGCAUUUAAUAGUUUUUAUGGAUUUGGAGUAACUUUGGGAUUUGCUAUUUUUGGUUUCAUCAUUUAUCGGGAAUUCCAAAAGAUUAAAGAGGCUAAUCAAGCCAGUCAGAGAGGUCGAGAAUUGUCGUUACGUGUACACCGUGUGGUGAUGUUGUCAGUGUGUUCUGCUCGUGAAAUGGUUGGUUGGCUGUUUGUCAAUCGUUUUGCACUCGCUUUGUUUAGUUACACAAUGUAUAUCUGUCUCAAAGGAAGUCAAGGUAAAAAAGAUGAAGAGGUUCAAAAGAGGCUUGAUGCACAGUGGGUCAAAAAGAACCAAGAAAACAUAUUCACCAAUGUCUCGUCCAAUGGCAACAACAACACAUUUGAUAGUGGAGAACAAUUCCCAGACGACUUUGUCUACCAACCACACCAAAUCAUCGAUACCAAUGGUGCUCACCACACCGCUGCCAUCGGAUCACUUGAAUUUACCGAUGAUUCGCUCACCAACAUUACAACGCCACCUCAAUCGCCACCCAAAUCAAUCGAAUUUGAUGCUGCCUCUAGUGACAUUGAAACAUCUCAAUCAAUCGUUUCUUCUUAUCUUCUCAACCCAGAGUCUGCUAUGUUAAGUUAUUAUUAUCCAUUUUAUGUUACUAGAACAUUAAGAAAUUUAAAGAAUUAUGUUUGGUGGACAGAUGUAGUGUCACCCGAUCAAAUUCAUAUCAAUUGGAUUCAACGUGUCUUUAACGACUAUUACAAGAAUCGAUUCGGAGUGGAGGACUUUGCAAAGUACUACAAGAUUGAGUCAUUCUCGGUGGUCGGUGACAAUGAAGAUGACGCAGUGACACAAGGUAUGACAUCUAAAAUCACACGUGUCAAGAUGGUGUGGAAGCAGCUUCAAGACAACAAUCAUGCCUUUAUCGAACCACCAAGCUCGGCCAUUAUGAAGUCUACUCAUCAAUCAUUGAAUGCAUACAAGGUUGCUACUAAUCUCAAUAGUCAAAGAGAGGCAUUGUUCUAUGGUCGUCUUUCAAAGCAAUUGUUGACCGAUGAUGUCAUGCGUACACUUCCAGAAGUCUAUCUCAGCUAUGCACCUGCUGCCGAUAAAUGCAACUAUGUCAUUUUCAUGGAAGAUUUAUCGGGUGACAAGGCAGAGUCUGUUUCCAAGCUACUUGGUAACCAGUGUUGGGGUGACCCAAAGUGCAGCAACCGUGCUAUUGAUUCGUUUGAAAAGAGAGAAGCACUCCAAAGCAUCUUUUUGGCCAUGGCUGAUUUACAUUCGGCCACUUGGAAGAAUAGAGAUCUUCUUGCCUACCCAACACAAGAACUCAAGUUUGCAAGCUGGAUGCGUGGAGAAAACAAGGAAGAGUGGGAAACUGGUAUCAAUCACAUCGCAAGAGAAUGGACCAAAAUCAAAGAAGAAAUGCCCAAGUCGUCUAUCAAAUGGCCACAAUCGAUUGUCAAACUCUUUGAUAAUGCCAUUGCCAAUUCUAAUUGGCAACGUUUUAGAGAUACCACUUCACACCCCAAUUUUGCCUAUAGUCUUGUCCACGGUGAUUUCCAUGCUGGCAAUAUGUUUUGGAAUAUCAAUUAUCAACAACAAGUCAAUCAAGGUUUCAUUCAACAUCCAUCUAAAAUAUUUAUUGUUGAUUGGAGUGAAAUUGGUAUAUUUUGUCCAUUCUCAGAGUUGGCACAAUUUAUUAUUUCAAAUGUUAAUCAAUCGGAUAGACACCAAUAUGAAGAAGAAUUGUUUAGAUCGUAUUUUGAUAGACUGGUAGAAAACGGAGUUAGAAACUUGGAUUAUUCCCAAUGCUUCCAACGUUACAAGAUGGGAGGUAUUGAAAGAUGGAUUCAAUUCAUUGUCAUCCUCAAGUCAAAGUGUAACGACCAUGCAAUGGAAUGGUUUAUUCAUCAAUUGUCAUCAUUUGUCGAAGCCCAUGAAGACUCUAUUGAUUUAAAUUCAAUCCAUUUAUUAACUUCCUAUCCAAUCCAAUAA
This is a messenger RNA of Cavenderia fasciculata, 2490 nucleotides long. RefSeq lists its product as uncharacterized. NCBI's taxonomy places the organism in Eukaryota, Evosea, Eumycetozoa, Acytosteliales, Cavenderiaceae. The record is from RefSeq and is a predicted model, not a curated record. Bases 1 to 2490 code for a protein of 829 amino acids. The transcript is spliced from 6 exons.